This is a messenger RNA of Alligator sinensis (Chinese alligator), 996 nucleotides long. Its product is annotated as olfactory receptor 1019-like. Gene Ontology annotation, cellular component: membrane. Gene Ontology annotation, molecular function: olfactory receptor activity; G protein-coupled receptor activity. The record is from RefSeq and is a predicted model, not a curated record. Gene Ontology annotation, biological process: G protein-coupled receptor signaling pathway. Lineage: Eukaryota; Metazoa; Chordata; Crocodylia; Alligatoridae.
AUGGAAAGUCCGUUGACUCUAAUUUUGAUAAUUCAUAUUCUCGCUGGUCACUACCUGGAAAUGGAAAACCACACCACUGUGACUGAGCUUAUUCUUUUGGGACUUUCCAGUGACAAACAGAUCCAAAUUUUACUGUUCUUUGUGUUUUUGGUGAUAUACCUAAUCACUGUAGUGGGGAACACAGUCAUCAUGCUGGUGAUAAGAGCUGAUUCUAAUCUUCACACCCCCAUGUAUUUCUUUCUGUUUCACCUAUCCCUUGUUGAUAUCUGCUAUUCCUCAACCAUUGUCCCUAAUAUGCUGGUGAAUUUACUAGCAAAGCAUAAAACAAUUUCUGUCAAUGCUUGCUUUACCCAGAUGUUCUUCAUCUUUCUCUCAGCUAGUUGUGAAUUAUUCAUGCUCUCAGCAAUGGCUUAUGACCGUUAUGCUGCCAUCUGUAACCCCCUGCAUUAUGCAAGGACUAUGAACAAAAGAGUGUGCAGGCAGCUAGUGGGUGCUUCUUGGACAAUAGGUCUUAUACAUUCCCUGGUCAAUACAGUUCCUGUGUUCAAGCUGCACUUCUGUGGGCCCAAUGAAAUUGGGCACUUUAGCUGUGAGCUUCCCCCACUACUAACACUGUCCUGCACUGAGGCACAUACCAACAAAACAGCUCUUCUUUCUUCUGCUAUUCUAAUUAGUUUUGGCACUUUCCUUCUGACACUGGUUUCUUACAUCUGUAUCAUCUCCACCAUCCUGAGGAUACACUCUGCAGAGGGCAGGAGAAAAGCUUUCUCCACCUGCAGCUCCCACCUCCUUGUGGUGACAUUCCUGUAUGUAACAGCCUUUGUCCAAUACAUGAAAUCCAGCUAUGUUUCUUCACUGGUGCUAGAUAAGUUUUUUUCCAUCCAGUACAGUAUCUUAACCCCUAUGUUAAACCCCAUCAUCUACAGUCUGAAAAAUAAAGAAGUAAAAAUGGCUCUUGGCAGAAUAUUAAAACUAUCAAUUUCUCAAAGUGUAUAA